AUGCCGACCUCUCGCUAUUUCGAUCCAUGCCCACCAUUCCCCAAGGAUGUUCCUGUUCUUGAGAUUCCUCAAAUCUCCUUCCAGCAGUUACAAAAUGGUAACCAUGAAACCACCGUGAGCAUGUUUGAAGCAUGCAGGGAAUACGGGUUCUUUUUAUUGGACUUGAUCCAUUCCGACGAGGGCGCUACCUUGCUCCAGGAUGCAGAGAAGAUGUUCGAACUCACUACUGAGACUUUUGCACUUGGCUCGGAGACUUUGGAAAAGCAUGCUUAUGAUCCCCCACGGGAUCUUACUGGAUACAAAGCGACCGGUAAACUCAAGACGGACGAUGGGAAACAGGAUUUGAUGGAAAUGUAUGGCAUCAACCAGGACGAUAUUGUCGGGAAUGUUUCACCACGCAAGAAUGCCGAGCCUAUCGAAAGUCGGCGAAAUGAUAUCAAACAAUUCAUUCUCCACUCUCAUACGGUCAUCAAGACGAUCCAAUACCGUCUGGAUGAGCAACUAGGGGUCAGUCCCGGCACACUCGGCUCAUUGAAUCCGUUAGAUGAGACAUCCGACACUUCAGUACGCAUUCUGCGUAGCCACCAGCAGCCUGCACAACAGGAAAGCUCAAUCACGUUGGGCGGCCAUACUGAUUUUGGAACAAUGACACUACUGUUCAAUGUCCUAGGGGGCCUACAAGUCCUCCCAGCUGGCAGGUGUGCAAUUGUGAAUGUUGGUGACACUACGGUGGAAUGGACAGGAGGGCUUCUUCGAAGCUCAUUGCACCGCGUCAUCAGGGCUCCGGGCGAACAGGGAUCGGUACCUCGUCAAAGUGUCGCCUAUCUCGUCAGAGCUCGUCGCAACGCAUCAAUGUCAAGGUUGAAAGGGGGGAUAAUUCCCCCGCUCGGAGAAGGUGAGCAAGAUGAGACUCGUUCAGUUAGGGACUGGGAAGCUUGGAGGGCUAUGCAGAUCAUUUCUGGACAGUUGAAGCCCCAAACAAGAGGUGGAAACCCAAUCCUUCCCAAACAAAGAUUGGAAUAA
This is a messenger RNA of Penicillium cataractarum, 1023 nucleotides long. RefSeq lists its product as uncharacterized. Gene Ontology annotation, molecular function: dioxygenase activity. The coding region runs from base 1 to 1023 and encodes 340 amino acids. Lineage: Eukaryota; Fungi; Ascomycota; Eurotiomycetes; Eurotiales; Aspergillaceae. The record is from RefSeq and is a predicted model, not a curated record. The transcript has 3 exons.